Messenger RNA from Erinaceus europaeus (western European hedgehog), 1119 nucleotides. Its product is annotated as thyroid transcription factor 1-associated protein 26-like. Bases 248 to 979 code for a protein of 243 amino acids. Gene Ontology annotation, cellular component: nucleus. The record is from RefSeq and is a predicted model, not a curated record. The transcript is spliced from 4 exons. Lineage: Eukaryota; Metazoa; Chordata; Mammalia; Eulipotyphla; Erinaceidae.
CUGCAACUGCGUAUACAACGUGGGCAAGUCCUGAGUCGCUGGGAGCGACCAUGACGCUCAGCCUUCCGGGUUGUAGGGUUGUAGGUGAUGUAAAAGGGGCCGCGAGGCAAGAGCUCAGCGCGAAGUCGCGUAGGCUGAUAAGUAGAACUCCGAUCCACUGCACGCCAAUUGGCGAUUAAUCAAUCGGCUAAGUGACGUAGUUUUCCAGCGCCAUUCGUUGCUUUCCAAGCGCCUUGCUCGGUGAAUCAUGGCGCCGGCGAGGCCUGAAGCAAGACGGCAGGCCGGAGAUUUUAAGACCCGCGGUGAAGGCGAUUCAGCAGUCAGCUUCAGGAAAAAGAGUGUUAAACGGAGAACAUGGCGACCUUAUCACAUGCAGACCUUCAUGGGCAGUGUUCGCGAAGGAAAAGGCUUUGCAUUUCGAAGAAAGAUGAAGAUUCAGCAAAGCUACAAGAAAUUGUUAUGGAGGUCAAAGAAGGCUCAGGCUUCCCAGGAAUCUCAGUUCACAGAUCAAUACCCUGAUCACCUGAAGCAUCUUUAUGUAGCAGAGGAGAAAAGAUUAAGGAAGCAACUUAGAAAAGUCUAUCAGCCUUUGUCAGAAGAACAAGUUAAUCAGACUUUACCAGAAGAACAAGGUAACAGUGACAAGGCUUUGUCUGAAGAGCCUUGUAGUAUUGGCAAACCUCAGCCUGAAGAAGCACAGUAUAUCAAAAGAGUAAACUCUGUUGGUAUUCCAAGGAAAAAUAAAAGGAAAACAUCAAAUCAGAAAGCACAAGAAGAAUAUGAACAGGUGCAAGCUAUGCGUUCUGCUAAAAGACAAGAAUUUGAGAGAAGAAGACAAGAAAGAGAAGAAGCUCAGAGACUCUACAAAAAGAGGAGAAUGGAAGUAUUCAAAAUAUUGAAUAAAAAGACUAGAAAGGGCCAACCAAACUUUAAUUUACAAAUAGAGUACCUUCUUAAAAAAAUUCAAGAAAAAAAUUGACAUUUUGUUCUUAAGGCUUAAAAUAUGUUAAAAUAUGUAUCCAUUUGUUUACUUUUUUAAAAUUAUUAUAUGUAAUAUACCUCCUCAAAACUACAUUUUUCAACAUUAUGAUGAAUUAAUAAACUAUAUUAAGUAUAAAA